AUGCAGGGUGCCCCUGGAGGAGGCGUGGGCCCUGGCCCGUCCCCUGUGGACAGGUGGACGCUCCUGGUCUUCAGCUUUAUUCUGGCAGCAGCUUUGGGCCAAAUGAAUUUCACAGGAGACCAGGUUCUUCGAGUCCUGGCUAAAAAUGAGAAGCAGCUUUCAGUUCUCAGGGAUCUGGAGGGCCUGAAGCCCCAGAAGGUGGACUUCUGGCGUAGCCCAGCCAGGCCCAGCCUCCCUGUGGAUAUGAGAGUUCCUUUCUCGGAACUGAAAGACAUCAAAGCUUACCUGGAGUCUCACGGCCUCGCUUACAGCAUCAUGAUAAAGGACAUCCAGGUGCUGCUGGAUGAGGAGAGAGAAGCCAUGGCAAAGUCCCGCCGGCUGGAGCGCAGCACCAGUAGCUUCAGCUACUCCUCUUACCACACCCUGGAGGAGAUAUAUAGCUGGAUGGACAACUUUGUAACUGAGUAUUCAGAUAUUGUCUCAAAAAUUCGGAUUGGCCACAGCUUUGAAAAUCGGUCCAUUCUUGUCCUGAAGUUCAGCACUGGAGGUUCUCAGCGCCGGGCCAUCUGGAUCGACACUGGAAUCCACUCCCGGGAGUGGAUCACCCACGCCACUGGCAUCUGGACUGCCAAGAAGAUUGUCAGUGAAUAUGGCAAAGACAGCACCCUGACAAACAUACUGGACGCCAUGGACAUCUUCAUGGAGAUUGUCACCAACCCUGAUGGCUUUGCAUUUACCCACAGCAUGAACCGCCUGUGGCGGAAGAACAAGUCCACCAGACCUGGAAUCUUCUGCAUUGGCGUGGAUCUUAACAGGAAUUGGAAGUCAGGCUUUGGAGGAAAUGGUUCUAAUGACAACCCCUGCUCAGAGACUUAUCGUGGGCCCUCCCCUCAGUCGGAGCCAGAGGUGGCGGCCAUUGUGGACUUCAUCACUGCCCAUGGGAACAUCAAGGCUCUGAUCUCCAUUCACAGCUACUCUCAGAUGCUCAUGUACCCUUAUGGCCACUCACUGGAGCCGGUUCCAAACCAGAAGGAGUUGUACAGUCUUGCCAAGGACGCAGCGCAGGCCCUGUAUGAGGUCCACGGGAUCGAGUACAUUUGUGGCAGCAUCAGCAGCACCCUCUAUGUGGCCAGCGGGAUCACUGUCGACUGGGCCUAUGACAGUGGCAUCAAGUACUCCUUCACCUUCGAGCUCCGGGACACGGGGCGCUAUGGCUUCCUGCUGCCGGCCUCCCAGAUCGUCCCCACGGCCCAUGAGACGUGGCUGGCGCUUCGCGCCAUCAUGCAGCACACCCUCAAUCACCCCUACUAGCAACACCAUCAGGGCAGAGCAGGAGCAUUCAUUCCCUUCCCCAAGGCCUGGG
Neomonachus schauinslandi (Hawaiian monk seal) is the source of this 1363-nucleotide messenger RNA. RefSeq names its product carboxypeptidase A5 (gene CPA5). Gene Ontology annotation, biological process: proteolysis. Gene Ontology annotation, molecular function: zinc ion binding; metallocarboxypeptidase activity. NCBI's taxonomy places the organism in Eukaryota, Metazoa, Chordata, Mammalia, Carnivora, Phocidae. The transcript has 11 exons. Bases 1 to 1311 code for a protein of 436 amino acids. The record is from RefSeq and is a predicted model, not a curated record.